Messenger RNA from Amoebophrya sp. A25, 245 nucleotides. NCBI's taxonomy places the organism in Eukaryota, Dinophyceae, Syndiniales, Amoebophryaceae. The record is from the annotation of a GenBank genome assembly.
GUUCACUCCUGAGGGAUAUAUCACGCUAGAGAGGUACCAUCUUCGACAUGAGUCCUUCCAGCCACGCCACAAACGAAGGACGAGCACUCCUGGAGGAUCGCGUCCAGGUGGUAGUUUUCUGGCCACUUCCCUCUUUCCUAGCUCGGGAUAUUCUCUCGCGUCCCUUUUCCAAAUGUCGGGGUCACUCUAUGACCUCCUGCUGCAGCACAACGUAUUGCCAAACAAGAGACACGAGGCUGCGGAGG